CUCCUCCCCCUCCCUUCCCGGCGGCGCCUUCCCAGGCUCCUCUCCGGGUAAACAGCGAUGGCCGCAGACGGAGGAGGCGGAGGGCAGAACAACAUGGGGAACCACUUGCAGCUCAUUCCCGCAGAGAGUGAUGAAGAGGAUGAUGUUGAAAUGGAAGUUGAAAAUCAAGACGGCAAGGAUGCUGAAAAGCCAAACAUCAUUAAUUUUGAUACUAGUCUGCCAACGUCACACAUGUAUUUAGGGUCUGAUAUGGAAGAAUUUCAUGGGAGGACUGUUCACGAUGAUGACAGUUGCCAGACGAUUCCAGUCUUGCCUCAUGUGAUGGUGAUGUUGAUCCCUGGACAGACGUUACCGCUGCAGCUCUUUCACCCCCAGGAGGUCAGCAUGGUACGGAAUUUAAUACAGAAAGACAGAACGUUUGCUGUUCUUGCAUACAGCAAUGUACUUGAAAGGGAAGCACAUUUUGGAACAACUGCUGAAAUUUAUGCCUAUCGUGAAGAACGGGAGUAUGGAAUUGAAACAGUUAAAGUUAAAGCUGUAGGACGACAGAGGUUCAAGGUGCUCGAAAUAAGAACUCAGUCAGAUGGAAUCCAGCAGGCAAAAGUACAAAUCCUUCCUGAGCGGGUGUUGCCUUCAACGAUGUCGGCGGUGCAGCUGGAGUCUCGCAGCAGAUGCCACCUAUUUCCUUCUUCCAAGCCUACAGCGUUGCGGGAUCAACAUGCACAUCAAUGGCGGCAGAAAUAUCAAAAGCGGAAGUUCCACUGCGCCAAUCUGACUUCCUGGCCCUCUUGGCUGUAUUCCUUAUACGACGCUGAAACCCUGAUGGAAAGAGUCAAACAGCAGCUGCAUGAGUGGGAUGAAAAUCUUAAAGAUGAAUCACUUCCAUCAAAUCCAAUAGAUUUUUCAUACAGGGUUGCAGCUUGUCUGCCCAUUGAUGAUGAGUUACGAAUUCAGCUCCUCAAAAUCGGUAGUGCUAUUCAGCGACUUCGGUGUGAGUUAGAUAUUAUGAACAAAUGUACAUCCCUGUGCUGUAAGCAUUGUCAAGAUACAGAAAUAACAACGAAAAAUGAAAUAUUCAGUUUAUCCUUGUGUGGACCUAUGGCUGCAUAUGUAAAUCCACAUGGCUACGUACAUGAGACCCUUACGGUGUACAAAACCUGCAACCUGAAUCUAAGUGGCAGAUCUUCCACUGAGCACAGCUGGUUUCCUGGGUAUGCAUGGACGAUAGCCCAGUGUAGGAUCUGUGGAGGCCAUAUAGGUUGGAAGUUUACUGCGACGAAGAAGGAGAUGUCACCUCAAAGAUUCUGGGGACUGACCCGUUCGGCCCUGCUUCCAAGGAUUCCAGAAGCAGACAAUGAAUCGGGUCAAGAAAAAACACCAUUGCUUUGCCUGUGACAUCUUCAUUUUGGAUGCGCUAGAAGCGAGUUGUUGUCUCUUAAAUGAAUUUACUAAGUGCUGCAAAUGUUUGAUUAUAAUUUGAAAACCAGUAUAUUUGAACUUCAGCAGAGGAGAGGUGCUGUUGUUUUCAAAGACAAUGAAACAUUUAAUAUUUGAAUUCGGACUUCUGAAUGAAAAACUACGAAAUGUGAGACAGAGCACAAGAAAAACAGACUGCUUUCAGAAAUCUGGCAGACCUUGAGGAUUAUACAACUUACACCUGUUCUGUAAUUAUGUAAGGGGACACAAACUGCUGAUGAGGAGACAAAACUAACUAACACUUCUUGAUUAGGAAUGAAGACGGCAGUGUCUCACUCAACUCGUGUAUAAUGAUAGACAUGCCCACUGUUUAAAGGUAUUUGCUUGUAGAAUGUUGUGAAUGUAUAGAAAUCCCAAUUUUCUUACAGUGUGAAAUAGCUUAUAGGCACUACAGUUUUGCUUGAAUAAGCCUUAAAUUAUGAGGAGUUCUGACUCUCCUGUAGGGGCUGAUGGAAUAGUAAUAUCCAUGUUAAAAAGGAUGUUGCUUGAAAUGCAAGUGCUGAAACCUGCUGCUAAAGGAGCUAUUAUAUGCAAUUCCUUUGUAAAGAAUCCCUAUAGAAUUGUUUUGUCCUUGGUUUAUCCUUUUAUCUGAUUCCACGCACUAAACAUCGUUUGACCUAUUAAUUUUUUUUAAAGAAAUGGAUCCGCUCUUUGUCUAAGAACCCAAGAUGAUGAACAUGAUUUUCUUCAUUAAUGCUUUUAGUGCAUUUCAGUCAGUCAUAGACUAUUUCCAGUUGAUCCCUUAAAUGCUCUGAGACAUUAUGUGUUUUUAUAUACAUGGUUAAGAUUCUGUGGAGCUCUCGGAAGGGCUGAUACUCCGUGACAUACAGCUUUGACAUUGGAAAGAAGCUGCAAUAUUAACUGUCUUUUAACAUUGCCUGUCUGUUCUACAGAAAAGGGUGCCAAAAUAGGGUUGUAACUUUUUGCUGUUUUGUUUUCCCAGAAUGCACUUUGACAAGCAGUGUUUGUAAAUGGCAGACCUUUCUUAACAUAUAUAUGGAUAUAGUUUUCCCCUCCUGAAGCUCCUUCUUCGCCUCCUUGUUUGUUCAGUGUAAAUUGUAGAGAUCUUGUUCAGUGUUGAUAGUAAUUUUGUUGAAGUAAAACACUGCUAAAAUCAGUGAUUUCGUAUAAAUAACAAUGUAUUUAUCUAGUCGGUGAGAUAUUGGUUGAAAACCUCAGUACUCUGACAUUUAAUGAUAACACCUUGGUUUCUGCAUUUUGCAGGUGGAAAUUCAUUUCAGGGAGAAAGUGACGUUUAAGACUGAAUGCUUUUAUAUGCAGGCAAAAAAAUUGUUCUAGCUCACGCUGUUCCUUGAAGUCUACCUCUUUGUUGCCAAACUUUCUUAUCCCAGCCACAGUUGAUCUAUUUACGUUUGUUUCAUGCUGCAGCUUUGUCCUUCCAUUGAGCUGUGAAAAGCAAUAUUAGCUGAAACCUCAUUUUGAACAAGCAGAGUGAAAUAUGGGCCAUUUUUGUUAGAGAAAGCCUUUUAGAUUUUAUUCAGCUUGCAAUAUAAAGCUAUAUUGUUGAAAGUGCAGGGAAUGUGAAAGUUUCAUGUGUACAAAACCCAUUCAGAAAACCUAGAGAGCUUUUUUUUCUUAAAUGAGUAAAAUGUUAUGUAUAAUAAAAUAUUGCGCCCUCUGUUUUUGAAGGGCCUAGA
This is a messenger RNA of Sphaerodactylus townsendi, 3134 nucleotides long. RefSeq names its product cereblon (gene CRBN). The record is from RefSeq and is a predicted model, not a curated record. Lineage: Eukaryota; Metazoa; Chordata; Lepidosauria; Squamata; Sphaerodactylidae. Gene Ontology annotation, cellular component: Cul4A-RING E3 ubiquitin ligase complex. Gene Ontology annotation, biological process: protein ubiquitination. The coding region runs from base 58 to 1395 and encodes 445 amino acids. The transcript is spliced from 11 exons.